CCCUCACCAACCAAGCCCGACACGACGACCACCACCAUUCCUUCCCAACUUCUCCGGCUCCCCACCGCCCUCGCCGCCAUCCUCGAUCCAUCCGCACUCAGGUUGAUCUCUCCCCUCCCUGGUAAGGAAGACCUAGCUUGCCUGCUCAGUCGAAUUGCUCGUUUCGUCCCGCGGAAUCUGAAGCUUCCCUUAUCCCUUCCCAAUCCACUCGGUUCGUUUUGUUUCCGCGUGGUGGAGUAGUGAUUAUUGGGUUUCUUCCCGAAUUUUUUUGGGGUUCGAUUUAAUUCAAUUCGGUAGCCUGGUGAGAUCACCUGUUCGUUGUUUGAUUCAGGUGCGGUAGCCGCGCGCUCCGGCCAUGGCGUUCUUCCGGGGCCUCGCCGCGGUCUCGAGGCUGCGAUCCCGUGUGGCGCAGGAGGCCACCACGCUGGGUGGUGUGAGAUGGCUGCAGAUGCAGAGCGCUUCCGAUCUCGAUCUUAAGUCCCAGUUGCAGGAACUGGUUCCUGAACAACAGGAUCGCUUAAAGAAGCUUAAGUCGGAGCAUGGAAAGGUCCAGCUUGGAAACAUAACUGUGGAUAUGGUCCUUGGUGGAAUGAGAGGGAUGACUGGAAUGCUUUGGGAAACAUCGCUACUUGACCCAGAAGAGGGCAUUCGUUUUAGGGGCCUCUCGAUUCCAGAGUGCCAGAAAGUACUGCCGAAGGCAGUUGAGGAUGGUGAACCUUUGCCUGAGGGUCUCCUUUGGUUUCUUUUGACGGGAAAGGUUCCAACCAAAGAGCAAGUUGAUGCUCUAUCAAAGGAAUUGCUUACCCGUUCGAAUGUCCCAGGUCAUGUCUACAAGGCGAUAGAUGCUCUCCCUGUAACUGCACAUCCUAUGACACAGUUUACCACUGGAGUAAUGGCCCUUCAGGUUGAGAGUGAAUUUCAAAAAGCUUAUGACAAAGGAAUGCCAAAAUCAAAAUUCUGGGAGCCUACUUAUGAAGAUUGCUUAAAUUUGAUUGCCCGGCUUCCACCAGUGGCUUCUUAUGUUUACCGGAGGAUUUUCAAGGAAGGGAAGAUUAUAGCAGCUGAUAAUGCUUUGGACUACGCUGCGAAUUUUUCGCACAUGCUUGGUUUUGACGAUCCCAAAAUGCUGGAGUUGAUGCGGCUUUAUGUAACAAUUCAUACUGACCAUGAAGGCGGGAAUGUCAGUGCUCAUACUGGUCAUCUGGUUGGAAGUGCCCUGUCAGAUCCUUAUCUUUCUUUUGCAGCAGCUCUGAACGGUUUAGCUGGGCCACUGCAUGGCCUGGCUAAUCAGGAAGUGCUGCUAUGGAUCAAAUCUGUAAUUAAGGAAACUGGGAGUGACAUCACAUCAGAUCAGCUAAAAGAAUAUGUGUGGAAGACACUAAAGAGUGGAAAGGUUGUUCCUGGCUAUGGUCAUGGAGUUCUACGUAAGACGGAUCCACGGUAUUCAUGUCAAAGGGAGUUUGCCUUGAAGCAUUUACCCGAGGAUCCACUUUUCCAAUUGGUAUCCAAGUUGUAUGAAGUUGUGCCUCCAAUCCUCACUGAGCUGGGCAAGGUCAAAAACCCAUGGCCCAAUGUUGAUGCCCACAGUGGAGUUUUGCUGAACCACUUUGGAUUAUCUGAAGCACGGUAUUAUACCGUCUUGUUCGGUGUUUCAAGGAGCAUAGGGAUAGGUUCUCAGCUCAUAUGGGACCGUGCCCUUGGCCUGCCGCUGGAAAGACCGAAGAGUGUCACCAUGGAAUGGCUGGAAAACUACUGCAAGAACAAGGCUGCUUGAAGCCUUUCACGAAUGUUUUUUUUUUUUUACAAAUUGGUCAUCUUUGCUGUUAAUAAUCGAACAUGAACUACAGUAGCAUUUUUUUUUUGGCGGGCUAAUAACAAGGGCAAGACGCUCUCAGAUGGUAGAGUUUUGUAUCCGCCGUCACUUGGGAUACCAAGAUAGUUAACCUGCGGCACGACUGGGCAUAAGAGCUUAGGGCAUGCUGAUUAAGCUUUGUAUGUCGAUGCAUACCAUUUUUGAACGUUAUGUUUGCUCGAGUUAACUUCCAGUUAUGUGUUACGGCAGCAUAAGCUGACAUCUUUUUCAGAAAAGAAGAAAAGAUAUAUUAAUGCC
Molecule: messenger RNA, 2110 nt
Organism: Phragmites australis (common reed)
Lineage: Eukaryota; Viridiplantae; Streptophyta; Magnoliopsida; Poales; Poaceae
Product: citrate synthase 4, mitochondrial-like
Exons: 19
Coding region: 356-1774 (472 amino acids)
Biological process (GO): citrate metabolic process; carbohydrate metabolic process; tricarboxylic acid cycle
Cellular component (GO): mitochondrial matrix
Source: RefSeq, a predicted model, not a curated record